Aptenodytes forsteri (emperor penguin) is the source of this 588-nucleotide messenger RNA. Its product is annotated as tenascin-X-like. Lineage: Eukaryota; Metazoa; Chordata; Aves; Sphenisciformes; Spheniscidae. The annotation marks the transcript as partial. The transcript has 2 exons. Gene Ontology annotation, molecular function: protein binding. The record is from RefSeq and is a predicted model, not a curated record.
CCCCAGCUCCACAAGAGGAGAAGCCACCGACCCAGCCCCGCCUGGGCGAACUCACGGCCUCCCAGAUCACCUCUGACUCCGUCCAGCUGGAGUGGAGCGUCCCCGAGGGCACCUUUGACUCCUUCACGGUGCAGUACAGGGAUGCAGUAGGGAAUCCCGAGUCACUGCUCAUGGACGGUGGCUCCCGCACAGUGAGCGUGCCUGGGCUGUCACCGUCCCACCGCUACAAUUUCUACCUGUACGGGGUGUUGGGUCCGAAACGUGUGGGCCCCAUCUCCUUUGACACCAUCACAGCCCCAGCUCCACAAGAGGAGAAGCCACCGACCCAGCCCCGCCUGGGCGAACUCACGGCCUCCCAGAUCACCUCUGACUCCGUCCAGCUGGAGUGGAGCGUCCCCGAGGGCACCUUUGACUCCUUCACGGUGCAGUACAGGGAUGCACAGGGCCAGCCCCAGGUGCUGCCCGUGGAUGGUGGUUCGCGCACGGUGAGCGUGCCUGGGCUGUCGCCGUCCCGGCGCCACAAGUUCAACCUGUACGGGGUGUGGGGUCGGAAGCGCCUGGGCCCCGUCUCCAUCGACACCAUCACAG